AGUGGCUUCUUCCUCGGCGCUACCUUCGAGGUAGCUGACAUCUCUUUUUCGGCAUCAUGGCUGCCCUCCGCCCUCUGGUGAAACCCAAGAUCGUCAAAAAGAGGACCAAGAAGUUCAUCCGGCACCAGUCAGACCGAUAUGUCAAAAUUAAGGGAAACUGGCGGAAACCCAGAGGUAUUGACAACAGGGUUCAGAGAAGAUUCAAGGGCCAGAUCCUGAUGCCCAACAUUGGUUACGGGAGCAACAAGAAAACCAAGCACAUGCUGCCUAGUGGCUUCUGGAAGUUUCUGGUUCAUGCUGAGAUUGCUCACAAUGUUCGAAAAGCCAUUGUAGAAAGAGCAGCACAGCUGGCCAUCAGAAUCACCAAUCCCAAUGCCAGGCUUCGCAGCGAAGAAAAUGAGUAGAUGGCUGGUGUGCAUGUUUUAUUUGUGUUUAAAUAAAACCAUAAAAGCUGGAAAAAAA
Messenger RNA from Cricetulus griseus (Chinese hamster), 462 nucleotides. NCBI's taxonomy places the organism in Eukaryota, Metazoa, Chordata, Mammalia, Rodentia, Cricetidae. The record is from RefSeq and is a predicted model, not a curated record.